GUGGGGAGACAUGAAAAAAAUAGUGUUCUCGAAAUUUCGUUCAAAUAUGCCCCUCGAGGAGUUGAACUUGUGAAGGCGAGGAGUGAGGGUGCGGCGCCGCUACCGACUGAGCCACGCGGGCAAAGAGAAAGCGCACGCCCGAUUGCAUACAUAAAGGCGAGGACGACAGCUGUACGCAGAGUGACAUUAAGCGUUGUACACCGUUACGGUAGAAUGCAUACUCUAGCUACAAAAAAACUACGAAAAAUCUCCUGUCCCCCCACCUUUAAAAAAGAAACCAAAUUUCUAAAAAGUUCAGAAAUUGAGAAAUUCAAAAAUUCACAAAAGAAAGUUUUUGACGUGGAAGCGCUUUACACCAAUAUCGACAACAGAGCAGCAUAUCAGGCAGUGGUGGACAAGCUGAAGAAGAACGCUUCCGUAAUUGAUUGGUAUGGAGAUUCCUUCACUCAUAUUAAAAUGCUCCUAAAAAGCUGCCUGGAGUUCAACGGGUUUCAGUUUGAUGGCAGGAUAUAUGAGCAGAAACGAGGACUCGCUAUGGGCAGUCGUUUAGCUCCAGUUCUUGCCGUCCUCUACAUGGAUAUAAUUGAGACCCCGAGUAAAGUCCAUCCUAUCAUUCUGUUCAGAAGUUAUAUCGACGACUACAUCGUGGUAGCGGAAUCUCAAGACACACUGGACAAUAUCUUCACAUGCCUAAACAGUCAGGCGACACAUAUUCGUCUCACACGGGAAGCACCCAAGAUGGACUGGUUAUCGUUUCUGAACUGUGAACUCCGCUUCAAAAACAAGGUAUUCUCUAGUAGGUGGUACCGGAAGCCCAGCAACAAAAACCUGCUCAUACGAAUGGAUUCCGGUCAUCCGAAACAACAAAAAAUCAACACCAUAAGUACCACUCAAAAAACGGCCACGGAAAACUCAACGAUUGACCAAAGGAGCUACUCUCGGAACCUAGCCAACGAGGGUAAUUUUGACGGAAAAAAAAACCGACUUUCCAACGCUAAGAAAUCUGAAAAUUUCAGAUCUUCUCUCCAAAAUCGCAUUGAUUUCGUCUGA
Molecule: messenger RNA, 1050 nt
Organism: Caenorhabditis briggsae
Lineage: Eukaryota; Metazoa; Nematoda; Chromadorea; Rhabditida; Rhabditidae
Exons: 3
Source: RefSeq, a predicted model, not a curated record